AUGUCACGUAAAAUCGUUUUGCAACUGAAAGCCGAAGCCAAAGCUUUGUAAAAUGGAGCCUUAAAACUCCUUCCUAAUUGAACCGGAUCUAGGCUUUUCAAAUCCCCGUUCUCCAAACCAUUUCAACUGGAUACAGGCUUUUAAGUUUUCCAUUCUCAAGCCAAUUUUUUCAGGAAUUAGUUCUCUAUUCACAGCAAUGUUGAAGCAUGGAAGUAGAUCAAAGGCAUGGCAUGGACCUCAAAAGUCUCAGUUGCCAGUUUUUGUCACAUCUUUGGUCUUGAUCUUUGUGACAUUGAUAUUAUUAUAUUCCAGCAAUCACAAAAACCCUACUGAUUUAUCAUUUGGACUUUUGAAGCAAAAAUGGAAUAGCUUUGAGUCUGCAGUAAAUUUCGACCCAACUAUAGAGUUCAGGAAUGGGACAGACAUGAUAUGGCAAAUACCUGAUUCACCCAAGGCAGUUCUCUUUCUGGCACAUGGGUGCAAUGGCAGGGCUGUUAACUUUUGGGACAGGUCUUCUAAGUGCCCAAAGUGCAUUGGCUUGCCUGAGGAAAGGCUGCUUGUCCUGCAUGCACUUACUCGAAAAUUUGCUGUUCUUACCAUAUCUAGUUCACGGAGAUGCUGGACAUUGAGGGAAGAAAGGGUAAUUGUUAAAGAUAUAAUACAAUGGUGGGUUGAGAGACACAAGUUUGAGAAACUUCCACUUGUGGCUUUGGGGGCCUCUUCUGGUGGGUACUUUGUUUCUGCACUAGCCACUAAUUUGAGGUUUAGUAGUGUUGCUCUUAUGAUUGCUGAAGGGAUGUUUGAUCAAAUGGAUAUCCCGGAGGACUAUCCACCUACACUUUUUGUGCAUAUGCCAAAGGAUUCAUAUAGGCAACGUAAAAUAGGUGAGUAUAUGGAAGUGCUGAGGAAUAAAGGCAUUGAUGUUGCAGAGGUUGAAUGCAUGGAGUUUCCCCUGUCUCGAAAUUUCUUAGCUGACAGAGUUCCAGGUCUUGAGCAGGCAGUUUCUGGAAAACUAUUUGAGCUAUUUCGGGACAAGGGCUUUAUUGAUGAGAAUGGAUAUAUGAGGAAUGAUGGGCGUGCAACACAUUGGAAAGAAGCACUCCGGGAAAGCAAGGCCAUUGUGCUAGAUAAAAAAUUGGUUCUUCAUGUCCAGGAAGAACUAAAUCUUGCAUUUGCAUACCAUGAAAUGACUAGCCUGCAGUCGGAGCAGAUCUUUAAGUGGUUUGAAACUCAUAUGAGCUGAUCAGGGCUGCAUUAUGAUUUAUGAACACUUUUUCUUCCGCAGCCUUGGAGCUUUGUGGCUGUAUGCAGUAAAAGAUUGCCUAGUUUCUUCAAUGGAACACCUUGAUUUCGGAAUGAUGUGCGGAAUUUGUGGAAUCUGUUCCUUGAAACACGUGUGAGACCAGAUGAUAAAUCAACACUUGUGGUUAAUUAAUAUUGAAGCUACAUAUUGAAUUGAAGACUGAAGAGUGUAUCGGAUAAGUCCCAGAAGUUGGUAAAUGUUAGCCUGUCUGUAAAAAGAAAAUAAAAAAUCUCAUCACACAUCUUGAAAUCUUUUUCAUCUUUAUGGAAUUACGGAGUUAUUUUCGUUGGUUCUGCUAUGAGGUACCGUAUCACUAAUCUACUGUUCUGUUUGGCAUUACUCGCCAUUUGCACCUGAUUCAUAACCACAUAAUGUAUGUACGUAAAUGAACAAUUGGCUUUUAUUGUAUUCACUGCUCUAUGUUUGUCAUAGCAUUGAGUAUAAGAUAAUUUCGAAUAA
Molecule: messenger RNA, 1762 nt
Organism: Pistacia vera
Lineage: Eukaryota; Viridiplantae; Streptophyta; Magnoliopsida; Sapindales; Anacardiaceae
Exons: 2
Coding region: 197-1243 (348 amino acids)
Source: RefSeq, a predicted model, not a curated record